UUCUGAUUAGUCGAAUUAGGACGUACCGCACGUGUCUGCGCAAGCUUUUGAUUUUCAUUAAACCAGCGAACAAAGGAAUAAUUCCUGUUUUACAAGACUUAUCUCGCAUUUAAAACUAAAAGAAAAUAAAUUAAAAUGGCACAAGUUAUUAAAAGAAUCUUACCCACUUUGGACCGCAUUCUGAUUCAACGUGCUGAGGCCAUCACUACCACAAAGGGUGGUAUUGUGCUUCCAGAAACAUCGGUGGGCAAAGUCCUCCAAGGUACUGUCGUUGCUGUUGGACCCGGUGCCAGAAAUCCUCAAAAUGGUAACUACAUCCCAGUGGGCGUGAAAGAAGGUGACCGUGUGCUGUUACCUGAAUUCGGUGGCACUAAAGUGGAGCUGGAGGAUAAGAAAGAGUACAUUCUUUUCCGCGAAUCGGACAUUCUUGCCAAAUUGGAAUAGAAUUCUCGAAUUAUUAACUAUAAACGCUUGGUCGUUUUCAUAAUGUGAAUAGUGUAUGACCUUUUGUUUGAGAUAAGAGGUUCAAAAUUUUGUUUCUUAGUUUGUAAAUUCCAUUUACUAUGAUGUAGACUAGUUUACAAAAUGUUUGCACAUUAUUGGUGCGUUCAUGUAAACGUGUUGUGUGGUUUGAAAAGAAAAUAAAACGGUUUUACGCUUUGUUUCUGGAAA
Messenger RNA from Bactrocera tryoni, 672 nucleotides. Its product is annotated as 10 kDa heat shock protein, mitochondrial. Gene Ontology annotation, cellular component: mitochondrial matrix. Gene Ontology annotation, molecular function: protein-folding chaperone binding; ATP binding; protein folding chaperone. The transcript has 3 exons. NCBI's taxonomy places the organism in Eukaryota, Metazoa, Arthropoda, Insecta, Diptera, Tephritidae. The record is from RefSeq and is a predicted model, not a curated record. Bases 136 to 444 code for a protein of 102 amino acids.